AUGCUUUUCGUAGAAACUAUUCCCGCUACAGUCUUUCUUUUUCUUCUUCUUCUUCUUCUCUAUCUCUCUCUCUCUCUCUCUCUCUCUCUCUCUCUCUCACACCAAACUCUCAAUUAUCUCCCUCCGAUUUCUUGCAAAAUCUUCCUUUUUUAUCCUGUUCUGUGGUCAUUCAUCUUGUUCUUCCUUUUAUUUUCUUUAUUUUUUACCCUUAUCACUCUUCUGUUAAUACUUUUGCAUAUUUUUUACUUACUUCUUUAUUGUGUAAUUUUCUUCAUCUCUACUAUCUCCUUUUCUUCUUCUUCUUCUUCUUCUGAUGCUGCUGUCUUUUCCUCUUCCCUUUCUUCGUUCUUUAUCAUCUUCGGUUCUAUCUAUCUAUCUAUCUAUCUAUCUAUCUAUCUAUCUAUCUAUCUAUCUAUCUAUCUCUCUCUCUCUCUCUCUCUCUUUCUUAUCUAUCUAUCUAUCUAUCUAUCUAUCUAUCUAUCUAUCUAUCUAUCUAUCUAUCUAUCUAAUAAUUAUACAAAUGGGCACAGGACUCCAACUCUGAGAUUUAGUGCGUUAGAAUUAUUCCAUGCUUCUCUUUUAUACAUUGGGGUUCAAAUUCUUGUACCUUUUUUCUUUUUCUAUUAA
Messenger RNA from Acanthosepion pharaonis, 627 nucleotides. NCBI's taxonomy places the organism in Eukaryota, Metazoa, Mollusca, Cephalopoda, Sepiida, Sepiidae. The record is from the annotation of a GenBank genome assembly.